Rhincodon typus (whale shark) is the source of this 4032-nucleotide messenger RNA. Its product is annotated as ADP-ribosylation factor 6-like. The coding region runs from base 1837 to 2367 and encodes 176 amino acids. The transcript is spliced from 2 exons. The record is from RefSeq and is a predicted model, not a curated record. Gene Ontology annotation, cellular component: cytoplasm. Gene Ontology annotation, molecular function: GTPase activity; GTP binding. Gene Ontology annotation, biological process: intracellular protein transport; vesicle-mediated transport. Lineage: Eukaryota; Metazoa; Chordata; Chondrichthyes; Orectolobiformes; Rhincodontidae.
AUUCGUUAUUUACAUCGGACGGAGGAAGUAGGCGGAGUUGAUAUCGAGCAUCGCCGAAGCUCGAUUGUGAGCAGAUGAGUAAAGAACUACAAAGCCAACAUUUACCCGUCUGAAUACUGAAUGUGGAAAUUAAAGUGGAAUUAUUCCAAUAUUGUAACAAUUUGAAACGGACCAGCCAGCCUAGUAUAAGUUAAAUUGUUACCAUAAAAUAAAAGGACCCAGGAAAUUAAUAAUUUCUUGAACACAAGAGCAUAAGGAACAGGAGUAGGUCAUUCAACACAUAAACCCUGCUCUGCUAUUCAAGAGGAUCAAGUCUGAUCUGAUUGUGCCCUUACAUCCACUUUACUCUCUGCUCCCAAUAACCUUCAACUUUCCUGCAGAUAAAAAAAAGUCUCACUCAGCUUUCAAUACAUUCAUUGAUCCAGCCUCAAAUGCUCUCAGUGGAAACAAAUUCCAAAGAUCAACAAUCCUCUCAGAGAAAAAAAAUUCUUCCUGAUUUCAGUCUUAAAUGAGAGACAACCUAUUUUUAAAUAGUGCUUCCUAGUUCUAGAUUCCCACACAUGGGAAAGUAUCCUCUCACUAUCUACUUGUCAAGCUCCUUCAACAUCUUGUGUAUUUCAAUAGGAUCACCUCUCAUUCUUGUAAAUGAGUAUAGACUCAUAGAUGUUUACAGCAUUGAAGGGCCCAGCACAUACUUCCCUUGUAAACAAGUCUUCCUCAACCCAGGAAUCCAUCUAGUAAAUCUACAUUGAACUGCUUCUAAGACAAGUAUAUCCUUCCUUAUGUAAAGAACUCAAAACUAAGUACAUCCUUACAAUUCCCUGUUGGUUGUCCCAAGACUUACUUUUGUACUCCAUUUUCUUGCAAAAAGGUCCAACAUUCCAUUUGCCUCUCUAAUUACAUGCUGUACCUGCAAGCUAACUUGUUGUGAUUUUUAUUCUCAAGAACACCCAAAUCCUUCUGCGCUAUGACAGAAAAAUUGAUCAAUACUUGGAAUUGAUCUCCACAUAGAAUGGUGCAGAUUGAAACCUUCACUUUAAGUGACAGAUGCAUCAAAUGGAGAAGCAUAUGAUCAUUUUGGAUGAAUGAAUUUUGACUGAAUGGUAUUUCUAACCUAUAAAUGCGUUGUGAUCUUAUGAGCGGCAGUGCUUGAACUGUUAUAUAAUGCAUCUUUUCAAAUUUCUUGAAUAAAGCUUUUUUUGUAACAAAAUCAUCUACAGAAAUCUCUGUUGGAAUUACUUUAACUCAGAGUUCACUUUAUAAGUGUCCUUUUGCAGUGUUUCAAUAUCUGUUCGUUGAAUUUGUAUUGCCAUAGUUACAUGGAUGCAAAAAAAGGACCAAUGAAAUAAUUCUACAUCUCCUCCACCAGGUGGCGUUUAAAGGCCUGAGUAAUCAGGCCUUAAACCUACUAAAUAGGAGAACGAAGGAGUCAAAACAGUUUCACUUGAUCCGCACUUUUCUGCUAAUCUGUAUGGUUAAUUGGGGUCAUUUACAAACUGAGAAUUGGUCUGUUAUCACGAGGCUGAUGAAUUUCAGAAGCUAAUCGUCUUCCUUUCUCGAGCAGAGAUUUACUGCUACAACUACAACAGGAGGAAAACUUUUUUUUCAUUAACAUUUGAUUUUGAUUUAACAAGCAAGAAGAAUCUGGGAGAACAGUGAGAGAUUUCGCUUUGGUGUUACCUUUUCUGCAACAGGUUGUCACUUCUUGUGCUUUUUUAUUCCUCAAAAUACUUCAGACAAAAGCUGUAUUAACAGUUUGAGAAAUCUGUCUGUUAAAGUUGCAGUAUUAAUCCAGUACUGUUUGUGAGAAAAUAUUUGGCAUUGAAUAUUUUUAAAAUGGGGAAAUUCCUGUCAAAGAUUUUUGGAAACAAAGAAAUGCGAAUUCUGAUGCUGGGCCUGGAUGCAGCUGGAAAGACUACAGUGCUAUAUAAGCUCAAAUUGGGACAGCCUGUCAGUACAACUCCAACUGUAGGCUUUAAUGUGGAGACUGUGACUUACAAAAAUGUUCGGUUCAACGUCUGGGAUGUAGGUGGUCAGGAUAAGAUCAGACCUCUUUGGAGGCACUAUUAUACAGGGACCCAGGGAUUGAUCUUUGUGGUGGACUGUGCCGACAGAGACCGCAUUAAUGAAGCCAGGCAAGAGCUUUAUCGCAUCAUAAAUGACAGAGAAAUGCGCAAUGCUAUUAUUCUGAUCUUUGCAAACAAGCAAGACCUGCCUAAUGCCAUGAAACCCAUUGAGCUCCAGGAGAAACUGGGUCUGAAUAGGAUUCAAGAUCGUAACUGGUAUGUUCAGCCUUCCUCAGCAACCACUGGAGAUGGACUGUAUGAAGGGCUAACCUGGCUGACUUCUAAUUACAAAACAUCUUGAGAACAAAAUUAAAACUUCAGAGAUGCUGCAUAUGAACUCCAUACUCGUUGUCUUCACUUUGCAACAGCGUGGAACUGAUUCAAAGAAAAGUUGCUUUUAACAUUAUAGGAGGAAUGGCUAUACCAGUAUAAGAGCAACUUGGCACUUGGUAAAGAUUUGCUUAUAGCAACAUUAUUAUCACAGUUAGCUUUUAUUAUAUGGUAGCUUUGAUGUGUCAGAUUGACUAAAGGUCAGAUUUUUGUUUUCAGUGUUGAUCUAUUAGCAGAAUCUGUAUUGAUACCUGGCAGUUCAGUGACAGUGUGUGUGCUACAUUUAAUGGAUAAUCUGUAAGAAAAAGUAUUAAAUUUACAUUAGAAGACUGUUAGUGUUUGUAAAGAACUUUAGAAGUUUGCAAAAAAGCAACAAUGUAUAGUUGUUUUUAUUCUCCAAUGUUGCUGAACAUUUAAGCAUCAUAUGUGCUAAAUGUUUACUUCAGUAAUAACAUACUACAGUAACAAAUAUCAUGUUUAUUUUGGAAUGCAUGAAAAUCCUUAAAGCUACAUUACAAAAAAUUUUUCAGGUUUUGAAAUGCAGAUUUAAUGUCAUUGGUUUCUGAGAAUGAAAGAAGUACAAGUCCUUAUAAAGUAAACAUUAGAAGUUUACUGACACUGGUAUGGAAACAGAAACAAUAUGCUGUGGUAAUAUUAUUGUUUUACUAUACUUAAAAGUGUGAAAUAUCAAAGAAAUAUUAGAGUGGAUAUAUUUAUUUUGAUAAUUUGUUCAUGAAUAUUCUCUGUGAUUCAUAAAAUAAUGUGAAAUCCUACCAGUAAUAAAGUGGGAGAUUGCACAAUUGGGAACAAAAUUAAUGUACCUCAUGACUGAAACUCCUCUAUCACUGAGUUGCCUCACAAUUGAUUGUAUGAACAGUGCAUUUGAUACCAUCAAUAGAGAAUGGACUUGAGCAAUUACUGAGUCUGAAUGCAAGUCGUUAUAAGAACAAAAGGAAACACUGGAAUUUAACCAGAUUCUGUUACAAAAUUGAGAAUUUGGAUUUACCUAGAACUUUGUGUAUGGCUUAUGAAUGCAACUUUUGUAUGCUUUAAACUCAGCUGAGCUGCAUUUUUCUAUAAUAGUAAUGACAUAACAACCUCAUUUUUCAUUGUAUCACAUUUGUUUGUUUCAAAUUUGAGUUUGACUUAUGCAUUGUUACCAGUUGCCAUGUUACAGCUGAAUGACCACACUGUAAUUUAUUUAACUCUAUUUAUUGGCUACAAGGAAAUAUUAGUUACAGGAGACCUUUAGUACUGGUGCUUCACAAAAUACUUUGCUCUAUUUGUAUAAAGUAUUAUUUUUGUUUUAGCAUUUGAACAUUAAUACAAAGUUACAUAUGGUGACAAUGUGCAGGAUCAAUAUCCAACUCUACUAAGGUCCUAAUUUCAGCUUUGUCACUGUAGGAAGGCACUACAAAGAAGGCAAAAAAUGUUGGAAAAUUAAAAGAAGCGUUGUGCCUUGGUAGCUCUUGCUAGCCUCUUGGCAGUUGAGUCAGAGUUAAAUGAGCUUCUAAAAAACUGGAAGUAAAUCUCCCACCUGCCAUUACAGUGCCAAGUACUGCUGGUUAGAGAGCAGGGAUGGAGAAAAUUUAAUUAUGUGUUUUGAAAAAUAAAGCUUUGAUACAUUUUUAUAGUA